GGGAGUCUUAGAGCCCAAGCGGAGGCGGCGCGGAGCGUUUCGGCUCUCAGCGGAUCGGGAACCGGUGUGUAGUGCGAGGCUGCGGCGGAGCCUCUCCACUGAAGGCGCGAGAGGUUGGCAGCUUCGAUUGAAGCACAUCGAACGGUGACAGCAGUGGAAGUCAUGAGCGACAGCGGCGAGCAGAACUACGGCGAGCGGGAAUCCCGUUCUGCUUCCAGAAGUGGAAGUGCUCAUGGAUCUGGGAAAUCUGCAAGGCAUACCCCUGCAAGGUCUCGCUCCAAGGAAGAUUCCAGGCGUUCCAGAUCAAAGUCCAGGUCCAGAUCUGAAUCUAGGUCUAGAUCCAGAAGAAGUUCUCGGAGGCAUUAUACAAGGUCACGAUCUCGGUCCCGGUCCCAUAGACGAUCUCGUAGCAGAUCUUACAGCAGAGAUUAUCGAAGACGGCAUAGCCACAGUCAUUCUCCCAUGUCUACUCGCCGGCGUCAUGUUGGGAAUCGGGCAAAUCCUGAUCCCAACUGUUGUCUUGGAGUAUUUGGAUUGAGCUUGUACACUACAGAAAGAGAUCUAAGAGAAGUGUUCUCUAAAUAUGGCCCAAUUGCUGAUGUAUCUAUUGUAUAUGACCAGCAAUCUAGACGUUCAAGAGGAUUUGCCUUUGUAUACUUUGAAAAUGUAGAUGAUGCCAAGGAAGCAAAAGAGCGUGCCAAUGGAAUGGAGCUUGAUGGACGUAGGAUCAGAGUUGACUUCUCCAUAACGAAAAGACCACAUACUCCAACACCAGGAAUUUACAUGGGGAGACCUACCUAUGGCAGCUCACGCCGUCGAGAUUACUAUGACAGAGGAUAUGAUCGAGGCUAUGAUGAUCGGGAUUAUUACAGCAGAUCGUACAGCUCAAGGCAUGCAUGCUAAGAUGCUUCAGUUGUUUCCAACUCUGCAACUCUAUGGACUGUAGCCUGCCAGGCUCCUCUGUUCUUGAGAUUCUCCAGGCAAGAAUACUGAAAUAGGUUGCCAUGCCUUCCUCUGGGGGGCAACUCAGAGCAUGUGGAUCUUAAAUUCCCCAAUUAGGGACCAAACCUGUGCCCCCUACAAUGGAGUAUUAAACCACUAGACCACCAGGGAAGUCUCUGGAUUUUAUGGUUUUACUUUUUUUUGGUAUGUUUAUUUUUUAUAAGCACCAAGUUGUAAACCAAUGGGACAAUAAAAUUAUAGACCAUACUUCAGUCCCCUCCCCCAUGAACUGAUUUUAAAUAUCAUUGCUUUAUAAAGCAAUUUUUUGGUAGCUGAGGAAUUGUGUUGAAGGACGAGGCAAAUUGAUUCUUGGAAAAAUCUAAAGAAGUAACUAUUUAAGUUUGCUAUAACAAUGGUAAGAUGUUUAUUAUUAAUACUAACAAUAUUGAUACAUUUUUCAGGGGUUGAUAGGGAAAUGCUCAUGAUACUAGGAAUACUUUGGAAAGUAAAAAUGAAGUAAAGUUCUCUAUUUAAGCAACAGCAGGUAAUUUAGAUCUUGCGUUGUUUGUCAAAAUGCAAACUGUGUAGUAAAUAUUGACCAUAACAGUUAAUCCAUGAUACCCUAUUUUGGUGUGGUGGUGAGCUGUCUUUUUUUUGCACACUAUUCUGUAAUUUUUAGAAAGUUGACAGUCCUGACAUUUAGCACUGACAGACUUUCUUAAGUGGCAUUUUUGUACUGACAUGUAAGGGAUUGACUUGUGGAGGCUGCAAAGAUUAGUCUUAAGAGUACUUACUAUGAUACUCAUUUUAACCACCAGGGAGAGCUCUGUCAGUUUGUAAAGGGGUGGCAAAAGCAACUCUUCAUUGCUUAAAGGAAACUAGCUUUCACUUCUGUUUUAAUUUUAUUGCAUGAAUUGUGCAUUUUGAAAACUUAAAAUGUUUAUUU
Dama dama (fallow deer) is the source of this 1888-nucleotide messenger RNA. It is a transcript of the gene TRA2B, whose product is annotated as transformer 2 beta homolog. Gene Ontology annotation, biological process: positive regulation of mRNA splicing, via spliceosome. Gene Ontology annotation, molecular function: RNA binding. Gene Ontology annotation, cellular component: spliceosomal complex. The record is from RefSeq and is a predicted model, not a curated record. The coding region runs from base 163 to 903 and encodes 246 amino acids. NCBI's taxonomy places the organism in Eukaryota, Metazoa, Chordata, Mammalia, Artiodactyla, Cervidae. The transcript has 7 exons.